Molecule: messenger RNA, 1311 nt
Organism: Mesorhabditis belari
Lineage: Eukaryota; Metazoa; Nematoda; Chromadorea; Rhabditida; Rhabditidae
Source: the annotation of a GenBank genome assembly
AUGGACAGUCAACAAUUGAUGGCUACGGCCAUCCUGGUAAUUGUGAUCAUCGGUUGUUUGGGUAACAUUCUCUCCUUUACUCUUUUCUCUCGGCCGCACAUGAGGGCAUCGUCGGUAAACGUGCUCUUGUGCGCGCUCUCAUUCGUCGAUUUCACAAUGCUCUUUUUGAUGAUCCCAUGUUUUGUGCUUCCUGGUUUCAGUAUAUGGGAAACGAACGAAGGACAUUUGACCUACAUGGCUUAUAUAUUGAAAUUUGUCUACCCGGUGAACUUGAUAAUGCAAACGUGUUCGAUCUACAUUAUGGUGAUGAUCACGAUGGAGAGGUGGACAGCCGUGUGCAGACCAUUACAGGUUCGAAUCUGGUGCACCCCGAAGAAGUCUCGCAUUGCGAUUUUGGUCAUCUUUCUCUGCUCGGUUGCCUAUAACGCCAUUCGAUUUUUCGAGUACUCGAUCAAAGAAAAUGAAACGGGAGUGAUCUACGAGCGAUAUCUGCGAGAUGAGAGAUGGUAUAUGUUGGGCUAUUUCACGGGCCUCUACCUAUUAACCCAUUUCCUCGUCCCGUUCUCAAUAUUGGCCGUGAUGAAUGGACAUGUGAUUGUGACAAUGUGGAGACAUCGAUCCCAGCGGCAAUUGCUCACAAGACAGCAACGCCGCGAACAAUCGACGACAAUCAUGUUGUUGGUUGUGACUGGGAUGUUCGCUUUUUGCAACACUCUACCGUUUUUGAUGAACUUGGUUGAGUGCGCCAUGCCGGAUCUCUUCAGUCAUCCCAGUACAGCCGGUUUAGCGUAUCAACUCAACGAUCUCACCAAUCUCCUCGUCGCUCUCAACUCUGGGACCACUUUUUUGGUCUACGCGAUUUUCUCCGAGAAAUACCGACAAACAAUCUGCUUCAUGCUAAAAAACGGGUGUUGUGCGACGGUGUCGGAUUUUAACGCCUACACGAAUAUGUCGAGAACGGCCUCUAUGAGAGUGACAUCAACAGGACACACACAAAAUGGACAUAAACUGUCGACAUGCAGUCGAUCAUCGGAAAUGUUGUUAAAGCCGACACAAAUCCCGACAAGAGCUGAAAGAAGCGUUUCCGAGUACAAUUCGAGAAUGAACGGGAAAUUGAGGAAACAGAAAUGUUCCCUUGAUGAGACAAGCCGUUUCUCGGGAAUUAUGAGGAAAAAGAUACACAAAUUCAGCAUGGGUGAUAGUAUGGUUCACAAUGCGGCAAUUCAAUCGGCAACACCGACUCCUGAAAUCACUAUCACUGUCACCGAAGAGGAAGAGCAAACUGAAGUCUCGCUUGCUCCGAAUGACGUC